This is a messenger RNA of Mus musculus (house mouse), 939 nucleotides long. It is a transcript of the gene Tas2r103, whose product is annotated as taste receptor, type 2, member 103. Gene Ontology annotation, molecular function: bitter taste receptor activity; G protein-coupled receptor activity; taste receptor activity. Lineage: Eukaryota; Metazoa; Chordata; Mammalia; Rodentia; Muridae. The record is from RefSeq and is marked provisional. The coding region runs from base 1 to 939 and encodes 312 amino acids. Gene Ontology annotation, cellular component: membrane. The transcript has a single exon. Gene Ontology annotation, biological process: sensory perception of taste; G protein-coupled receptor signaling pathway.
AUGGUGUUGACAAUAAGGGCUAUUUUAUGGGUAACAUUGAUAACUAUUAUAAGUCUGGAGUUUAUCAUAGGAAUUUUAGGAAAUGUAUUCAUAGCUCUCGUGAACAUCAUAGACUGGGUUAAAAGAGGAAAGAUCUCUGCAGUGGAUAAGACCUAUAUGGCCCUGGCCAUCUCCAGGACUGCUUUUUUAUUGUCACUAAUCACAGGGUUCUUGGUAUCAUUAUUGGACCCAGCUUUAUUGGGAAUGAGAACGAUGGUAAGGCUCCUUACUAUUUCCUGGAUGGUGACCAAUCAUUUCAGUGUCUGGUUUGCAACAUGCCUCAGUAUCUUUUAUUUUCUCAAGAUAGCUAAUUUCUCAAAUUCUAUUUUCCUUGUUCUCAAAUGGGAAGCUAAAAAAGUGGUAUCAGUGACAUUGGUGGUAUCUGUGAUAAUCUUGAUCAUGAACAUUAUAGUCAUAAACAAAUUCACUGACAGACUUCAAGUAAACACACUCCAGAACUGUAGUACAAGUAACACUUUAAAAGAUUAUGGGCUCUUUUUAUUCAUUAGCACUGGGUUUACACUCACCCCAUUCGCUGUGUCUUUGACAAUGUUUCUUCUGCUCAUCUUCUCCCUGUGGAGACAUCUGAAGAAUAUGUGUCACAGUGCCACAGGCUCCAGAGAUGUCAGCACAGUGGCCCACAUAAAAGGCUUGCAAACUGUGGUAACCUUCCUGUUACUAUAUACUGCUUUUGUUAUGUCACUUCUUUCAGAGUCUUUGAAUAUUAACAUUCAACAUACAAAUCUUCUUUCUCAUUUUUUACGGAGUAUAGGAGUAGCUUUUCCCACAGGCCACUCCUGUGUACUGAUUCUUGGAAACAGUAAGCUGAGGCAAGCCUCUCUUUCUGUGAUAUUGUGGCUGAGGUAUAAGUACAAACAUAUAGAGAAUUGGGGCCCCUAA